AUGCCAGCCGAUGAUUCUGCUGCACCACAGGCAGCCCCAGCCAUCGAUCCAACGUGGACCGCAAGUCGAACGGCAAGACAGCUUUUCGACCUUCACCUUGUUGAAAAGACCGAUGGACCGGACGACAAACUACCUCAAGGCGAAGAACGUUCUGAACAGUUCGUCAUUGAAGUCAGCGAGUAUUUUGAAAGGCUUAACACGAUUCAAUUGCAAAUUCGCUCAGGCUUAGCCCACAUCCGCCACGCUCGCAUCCCCAUCUCAGCAAUCAACGCACCUCCUGCCGAUUUCAUCCCAUCGUCACUUGGCGUUGGACUUCCUGGAGAUCUCAGCAACCCAUCGACCAAGACUCGAGGACUACAAGAAGAGAAGGUCGAUAGGGACGCAUGGAACGGGAUUCUUGAAGCACUUACGCAGCUGAAAGAGGCCCGGGAUGCCGAGCGUCAACAACAAGCACAGUCCUCAGAAGACGCGAUGCAGGAGUGA
This is a messenger RNA of Coprinopsis cinerea okayama7#130, 483 nucleotides long. RefSeq lists its product as hypothetical. The record is from RefSeq and is a predicted model, not a curated record. The transcript is spliced from 3 exons. Lineage: Eukaryota; Fungi; Basidiomycota; Agaricomycetes; Agaricales; Psathyrellaceae. Bases 1 to 483 code for a protein of 160 amino acids.